Molecule: messenger RNA, 3493 nt
Organism: Toxotes jaculatrix (banded archerfish)
Lineage: Eukaryota; Metazoa; Chordata; Actinopteri; Toxotidae
Gene: slc7a10a
Product: solute carrier family 7 member 10a
Exons: 11
Coding region: 81-1577 (498 amino acids)
Biological process (GO): amino acid transmembrane transport; D-alanine transmembrane transport; D-serine transmembrane transport
Cellular component (GO): membrane
Molecular function (GO): neutral L-amino acid transmembrane transporter activity; L-amino acid transmembrane transporter activity
Source: RefSeq, a predicted model, not a curated record
CGGAGAGCGGAGCCUGGUUCAGUGUACAGUAUCUGGACCGGACCGCGGCGGGCAGGAAGCACAUUUGCAAGGCGGAGGAGAUGGAGGACAAAGAGAAAAAGAAGAAGGAUAAAAACUCGUCCAAUAGCGACAGAGUCACUCUGAAAAAAGAAAUUGGACUUUUGAGCGCUUGCGCUAUUAUCAUCGGGAACAUCAUCGGCUCUGGGAUAUUCAUCUCUCCUAAAGGAGUGCUGGAGCAUGCAGGCUCAGUGGGGCUGUCACUCAUCGUCUGGGUUUGUGGAGGGGGGAUCUGUGCCCUUGGGUCCAUGUGCUAUGCUGAACUGGGUGUCACCAUCCCAAAGUCUGGAGGAGACUACUCUUAUGUGACAGAAAUCUUUGGAGGGCUAGUGGGCUUCCUGUUGUUAUGGAGUGCCGUCCUCAUCAUGUAUCCGACCACACUGGCCGUCAUCGCGCUCACCUUCUCCAAUUACGUCCUGCAGCCGGCCUUCCAGAACUGCUUGCCUCCAUUCAUCGCCACCAGACUCCUCGCCACCAUCUGUAUCUUAUUCCUGACCUGGGUGAACUGCUCCAGUGUGCGCUGGGCGACGAGGAUCCAAGAUGUUUUCACUGUAGGAAAACUCCUCGCUCUGGCACUCAUCAUAGUGGUAGGACUCGUCCAAAUCUGCAGAGGACACUAUGAUGCCCUGCAGCCCAGUGUGGCCUUUGAGUUUCGUCAGGACCCCUCAGUGGGACAGAUAGCUCUGGCCUUCCUCCAGGCCUCAUUUGCCUACAGUGGCUGGAAUUUCCUUAACUAUGUGACAGAGGAGGUCGUGGAGCCACGCAGGAACCUGCCUCGCGCCAUCUACAUUUCCAUCCCACUGGUCACCCUGGUCUACACUAUGACCAACAUUGCCUACUUCUCCUCCAUGACCCCUGAGGAGCUGCUGGCCUCCAAUGCUGUGGCAGUGACAUUCGGGGAAAAGCUGCUGGGGAUGUUUUCCUGGGUGAUGCCAAUUUCUGUAGCACUGUCCACCUUUGGAGGAAUCAACGGAUAUCUGUUCACCUCCUCCAGAUUGUGUUUUUCAGGGGCCAGAGAGGGUCACCUGCCCUAUCUGCUGGCUAUGAUCCACCUAAAGAACUGCACUCCAAUCCCGGCCCUCUUGGUCUGUUGCAUUGCCACAAUAGUCAUCCUGUGCAUUGGAGAGACCCACAACCUGAUCAACUACGUGUCCUUUAUCAACUAUCUGUCCUAUGGGGUGACCAUCGCUGGCCUCCUCUACCUCCGCAAGAAGAGACCCAACCUGGCCAGACCCAUCAAGGUAAACAUGUUGAUCCCCAUCAGCUACAUGAUUUUCUGGGCUGUACUGCUGUGCUUUAGUCUGUACUCUGAACCAGUGGUUUGUGGCCUGGGAAUGGUCAUCAUGCUGACUGGAGUCCCUGUAUACUUUGUGGGUGUUCAAUGGAAGGAAAAACCCAAAUGGAUCUACAGGCUAGUUGAGAGAGUCACUUAUAUGGGCCAGAAGGUGUGUUAUGUGGUGUUUCCUCAGGAAGACCCUUCAGAGACUGAACCCCUCACUUCCUCCAAAGCCAUUGACUGAGCAGUGCAGUCAACCAGGAAUUCCCUUUUUACAUCAACAACUGUACUUCCAGUUUUUGCGUUACAAGUUUUCAUAUUGUUUGGUCAGUUUGUGAAUGGUGAAGAGAUGGUUUCGCCUAUGUUUCUUAGUCAUAGGUGCAGUCUGAAUGGGGCUGCAAUGAAGCCGCAGUAUAGAAGAAGUGGAUGGUUAUAUUUAGGGCAUUAGCAUGUAAAGCCCUAAAGCUAGGGCAUGUGUUGUAAUUGGUUGGUUUGGUAGCACUAUCCAUCCAUUCUCCUCACCAGUAUGCCAAGUUUUCUCUUUCAUGUGCAUUUUCAUCUCGUCUUCUCCCUUCUGCUCACUCAAGGAGCUUCCAUCUGUCAUCUUUCAAGUUCUUAUACUUUUAUUACUUUAACUAAAUCCUUGUGCUAAUGUGCCUUAUGAAAUGUAUGUGUCGGUAUAGUUGGUAAUUGGUUUGUGCGGGUAUUUUGAGCGUGUCAUAACUUUUAUGAGGUAAAUAUGCAAGCAGUUUCUGCACUUAGCAAUACUUCUCUAUUACUGCUGCUAUCUUCAGCUCUGUUUUCACUAAUUACUCACAUGAUGUUUCCUGUUGUCAACUGUGGAUGAGCAUUUUUCUGUCUGCAUCGCUGCCUGGUUAUAGUAUCUGGCCAUUUCUUUCACUUUACACCCCGUUUUUUCCUUUUUUUAGUACAUCACUCCUCUCUCCUGAUAGAUACUUUGGAUGUCUUCAUGUUCUUAUUAGAGAUGUGAUCUACACAAUGACACUAAUCUUUCCCAGCAAUAUUUACAAGACAUGAAAGACUACUUCAGCAGGAGGAUCACAGUUUAUGGCUUCAGCUUGAAAAAUUGCCAGCUCUCUCAGAAAUUAAUAAGCAGCAUUGUUGCAACACAUGAUGACAGGCUGUUCUUCCAGGUUUUUAAUGUUCACCGGUCUCUUUGGUCUCUGAGUUGACCAGCUCAAUCCCCCUGGUGAGCGUGUUGCUUUAGAAGUAUUCUCAUCUCUGGGAAUGGCACUGUGAACUCUCACAAGGUGCUUAACCUGCCAAGACAGUUAUUAGAUUUCACAUUUCUCACCUGAUGCUAUGAUACAGUACUUACACGAAGGUGUUGUUGGAUAACAUUAGCAGAAUCCAUUCUGACAGAUAGGUGGAUGAUUGGCAGUGGAUGUUUACUUGUGCAUUGACCUGCUCCCUCUUCCCCAAAGACCUAUCAUCACUGCAAUGAGCCCUGGCCCAGUGAUUUAUUAUAGAUCAACUGACUUACUGUGGUACUCUUGACAUAAUAUGAUUGAAGUAAUUAUAGUCCUAUUAACUUCUGUUAUCCUGUUUCCAAUAUAUUGAUUUAUUAUGGUCCAAAUGAAAUACAAAGUCGCCUCUAAAUUAUUUUUGGCCAAACUGAUCUCCCUUCUGGAGUUAUAGCACCACAGUAUGUUAAUUUACUGGGGUCCUGGUAACAUUGGUGUUGACAUGUAUUUGGGUAAUGUAUUACAUCACUUGUUUAUAGGCGGUUUAUGUUAUGCAUAAAACAGAAGAUGAAGGGUUAGGCCAGUGGCCUUUUUAACGUGAUGUAAACCAGCAGGUUGUGUAUAUUUAGUCCUUUUCCAGGCCAGCAGGUGCUGGGAAUUUCCCCUGCAUCAAAUCCACAGACGCACACUUAAGACAACAUGCAUGUCUGUUUGUAAUGUCCAGGCGCUGUUAGCUCAGUUGAGAUCUGUAAAUACUGUGUAAAGGAAAAAAAAUGUUCCAAGUGCGCCAGGGACUCCCACAAAGAUCAUUCCUCAGACAUGUUGUGAUACAUUUACAUACGUACUGUACAAUUGAUGGGUGUACCUCUGUGUUUUGUAAAAGAGUGUAAAGUUGUACAAGAAUAACAAUGUAAUUGCUUAUUAAAUAUAGCAACUUCUGAGAUGCAUAACUUUU